CCUCCCCGCCUCUCCUCCGCUUCUGCUUCCACUUCCGGCCCGCGCGGCGCCGCCAAACCGCAUCCGACAGGUGAAGCCCUUAAAGGGGCCGCGGCCCUUCUCGCCUCUCCCCCCGGCGCCCCGGGCGGCGGUGUGGGAGCGGCGGGGCUGCGUGCGGCUCUCGUCGUUGUGGGGCCCGGCCGCGCUCGACGGCUCCCGCCGCCCGGGACGGCCGCCCCCGCCGGUCAGAGUGGCCCGGGCUGCCCGGACGCUGCCCUCUGUCGGCCGCAGACACCGCCCGGCCGGGACCGGGCGCUGCUGGGGAGAGCGGGAGGCGCGGCCGGGCUCCCGGCGCCGGCCCGCCCGGACCCGACGCCUGCCUGCGGGGCCAUGAGGCGGCCGCGCAGCGAGGCGCGGGCCCGCGGGGCUGCAGCAUGAGCCCCUGCUUGGGGCUCCGCAAGGCCUGCUUCCUGCUGUCCGUUACCGCUGCCGCCCUCGUCCUGCUCCUGCUGCCGCGGGGGCAGCCCCCCGCCGCGCCCCGCCGCCGCCCGGCGCCCGCAGCCGGGCCGAGCAGGCCCCCUCCGCAGCGGCCGGUGCCCGGGAGCAGCGCUGUGUCCGGUACGCGGACGAGCUCCCGCGGGGAGCCGGGGGCCGGGGCCGGAGGCCUCGCCAGCAGCUCGCAGCUCGUGCGGAAGAGCCGCCCUGGGACCGCGGGGGGCUCGGGCAGAGAAAGCCUGGAGCUGAAGGACAUCUUCAUUGCGGUGAAGACCACGAGGAAGUACCACAGGAGUCGGCUGGACCUGCUGCUUCAGACCUGGAUCUCCCAGGCCAGGGGACAGACAUUUAUAUUCACGGACUGGGAGGAUCGGGAGCUACGUCUGAAGGCAGGGGAUCAUAUGAUCAACACCAACUGUUCUGCUGUCCAUACCCGGCAAGCUCUCUGCUGCAAGAUGUCUGUGGAAUAUGAUAAGUUCCUGGAAUCUGGGCAAAAAUGGUUUUGCCAUGUAGAUGAUGACAACUACGUGAACCCUCGGACUCUCCUGCAUCUCUUAUCUGCCUUCUCACACAGCCAGGAUGUCUACGUGGGGCGACCAAGCCUGGACCAUCCAAUUGAAGCAGCUGAUCAUGUCCAAAGUGAUGGAUCAAAGACAACCGUGAAAUUCUGGUUUGCCACAGGUGGAGCAGGAUUCUGUAUCAGCAGAGGUCUUGCCCUGAAGAUGAGUCCCUGGGCCAGCUUGGGUAAUUUCAUCAGUACUGCAGAGAGGGUGCGUCUUCCUGACGACUGCACUAUUGGCUACAUCAUUGAAGGGCUGCUGGAGGUAAAGCUGCUGCAUAGCCCAUUGUUCCAUUCCCAUCUGGAAAAUCUGCAAAGACUGCAAGGUGAAUCUGUGCUGCAACAGGUAACCCUAAGUUAUGGAGACCCUGAGAACAAACACAAUGUUGUGAGUGUGGGAGGAGUGUUUGGCCUUCAGCAAGAUCCAACACGAUUCAAAUCUGUCCAUUGUCUACUCUAUCCUGACACUAUUUGGUGCCCUGCUAAGAAGAUGUCAUAAUUCUUGUCCAGUCAUUGACACCUGUAUCUUACAUAGUUUGCAUAAGACGGGAGUUGUGGUGGACUUUCUGUGGUGGUUUUUCUUCUUCUGGAAGACAACCGGGGGUAUCUACAAUGGAGGUAGACAGACUUUAUUUCCAAAAGCAAGGUGUUCAGCUGCAGCCUGGGACAUUCCAAGAAGAAUCCUUGUUCUUUUGUCUAGCGGCUCUUUGCAUAAUGACUACAGUCAUAAGUGUUUGAGGCACUUCACACUUCCGUCUGAUGUCAUGUGAAUCUGUGCUUGGACACACGCUAGGCAAAUGCAGUACUUGCAAUGUUAGCAUUCUUACUGCUGCUAGGGGCUUUUAGAGGCCACUGUCUUGAAGCUGGAGUGCUAUAGCAGACUGUAGUCCCCAUGGUGACAAGAGGGGAAGUUUACACUCAUCUUUCUUGGGAACAGAAUUAUUUAAGAGCUUCUAUGGCCUGACAUAUUAAAACUCCAACUGUGGGCCAGAACAGGGUCUGUAAACACCAGAAAUCCUGGAAUCACUAGGGUAAAAAGGGCUGAAAGCUUUAGUCAUGGGAAAACUUGUGUAAGGGUAAGCUUACUCAGAACUGGGUAAGAGUUGCUUGCAUGCAUGUUUUCCCCUGUAGUCCAUGUGUACCUCCCAUGGAGGUGAUUGUCAGACUCAUCUCUUACCAGCUGAAUUGCAGUGGUUGUUGAUUAUGAUGGUGGUCUGCCAGAUCCAAGCCUAUUCCCUUGAUAUUUGAUCCUGAAGUAUUUGCCAGACUACAUGGUAAUCAUCUCUCCUGUGUUGCCCACAGCCCAUGGUAUGAGCUAGAGCACGCUCACUGGCUGAGGAGACGCCUUGUUUCUGAUGCUGUGUAGUGUCUUCUGCUGUCUGUGAGGGAGGUGGAAUGCUCAAUAGCAAUUAAUGCCCUGAGGAAGUUUUUGAUGGUAUCAUUUGAGGACCUUUAAUUGUAUGACUGUGAUUACUCUAGUUUGUUCAGAUAAUCUGUUGAUUACCCUAAGGUCUAGAUCAGUGUUUAUUCAAUGUUUCAAUAAACAGUUCAUGCCGGCCCUAACAGGAGACUGUACAAGCACAAAGGUGGAAGAUCAGUGCUGCUGCUUUUUAAAUUAAGUAACCUUAGUUUAGAAAGUGGAAGAAAUUGAGCUACAUUUGUUUCCUUUGCUGUUAGCCCAAACUUCAGCCGUGUCAAUCCUACCUGACAUGAAGAACGGUAUAGAAAAUGACUCUGCAAAACCUCUAUUUAUUCGCACAAACUCUUCAGAAAAUACUUGCUAGAUUAGUGCUAGAGUCCUGAGGCUAAGUUAAUGGGUGAAUAAUAGAAUGGCACUGUGCAAACUGGAACUGUGGUCAGGGCUAGAAUGUGGACCUAGCAACAGUUUCAGAUUUCUGAGCAGCUGAGCUGUGGACUUCAGCUCAUUGCUUUAUGUGCUGCCAUCUGAAAAGUGGUGUCAUGUAGGCAGAGGCCUGCAGUGGAUCCAGGUAUGAAACUGAGCAGUGGUGGCAGUGCCCUGCCACACACUGCUCCCCACACUCUGUUUUUAACAGAAACUUGUCAGUGCCUACCUGGGUACAGUGUCCUCUCUGCAUGAUUUUAGUUAAUUCCACUGAGGAGCAAACAAGAUGAUGCUACUUGCUCCAGUCCUGCAGCUUAUGCUUAAAUUUCUCCUUCAUGUCAACUAAGGUGACCAUGAGGUAUUGGAACAAGAAUGCUGCAGGGAAUUGGCUCCAAGUCCAGCUUAGUAUGGUGGCUGUUCCAGAACAGUUACACCUGUAACUCUAACAGCCUGUUCAGAGGAGGACCUGUGGAAGGCAUUCCAGGUUGUGGAAUGUUCUACCUCAUUAUUAUGUCUUCUGCUCACUAGAAUUGAGGUGUCCUGUGGUUUUAAUGAUUUGUUGUUAAUGGCUCUGGAGAUUCCUGGUAUCUGCAGAAACUUUUUCCUUUUCCUAAGCCUUGUCUUCAACAAUGUUUGCAACAAUUCUUGUUUUCAGUCUCCUGUAGCAGAAAGCCAUGAAACUUCGUGAGUUCUUGAUAAGGUUUUGCCUUCAAACACUGAUUCUGCACUCUUCUGUUGGAGCCUUUCUUUCUCUUCCACUGGUAGCAGCUCUUGUAAGGUAUCACAGCCAGCAUGGACUAGGUAGUGACUAUGGCAAACUUGAGUUCAAAAAUGACUCUAUGUGGAUGACAGCAGAACUGAAUAGUACAAGUUGCAAGCUGUAGUCACUGGUCACCCUGAUAUACCUAGUUCAAAGAGCUGCCAUACUCUAAGCUGGUAGGGUGUUUCUUAAACACAGAAAUGACCAUGUUCUCCGGCAUGGCAAUACAGAACUGUUCAAUCUGUCAAACUUCUAAGGUUUCUUGUGUUGACAAUGCCUUAGGCUGUGUGGAUACAUUUGGGUACAGCUUUUUAAUCAAACUACUGUCUCAUACAUAAAGUGAUUCUGCAAAAUAAAUAUUUAAAUAUGUCAAA
Messenger RNA from Melopsittacus undulatus (budgerigar), 4010 nucleotides. RefSeq names its product RFNG O-fucosylpeptide 3-beta-N-acetylglucosaminyltransferase (gene RFNG). The transcript has 8 exons. Gene Ontology annotation, cellular component: Golgi membrane. Gene Ontology annotation, biological process: pattern specification process; regulation of Notch signaling pathway. The record is from RefSeq and is a predicted model, not a curated record. NCBI's taxonomy places the organism in Eukaryota, Metazoa, Chordata, Aves, Psittaciformes, Psittaculidae. Gene Ontology annotation, molecular function: O-fucosylpeptide 3-beta-N-acetylglucosaminyltransferase activity. The coding region runs from base 414 to 1532 and encodes 372 amino acids.